AUGCCCACUCAGUUCUUCCAUGACGCGUUUGACAAGUUUCAGUUUGCGUUUGAACCGAAGCCUGAGCCUCAUUGUUACCACGUACAUAUCUUCGGCGACGGUUAUGGCCGCGGGACGCUGUCGAGAGCCCCUCAAACAGUUACUUUCAAACAACAUGACAUCUCAGCGCGUGCUCCUCCGCUCCCAGACCCCAAUUCGUUGAGAGCCCAUUAUGUCCUCUGCAAGAUAUUCAACACCGAGCAAUGCCUGAAAUGGGGCUUAACAAACAAGAUUGAAGAGGCCUCAGAUUGA
Molecule: messenger RNA, 291 nt
Organism: Podospora pseudopauciseta
Lineage: Eukaryota; Fungi; Ascomycota; Sordariomycetes; Sordariales; Podosporaceae
Exons: 3
Coding region: 1-291 (96 amino acids)
Source: RefSeq, a predicted model, not a curated record